UAUGCAAACUGUUAAAAAAAGGGAAAGCGGAAAUGUGGAAAUGUACGGGAAUUGCUCCAGCAUUCUCACUGCAGAUGUGCAUUCUACACCUACCCACGGCUUUCUGGUUGUGUGGCACUAUUGCCGACGUCCUCAGAGUGGAUGCACAGGCUGGAAGCGUGCACUGUAUAUAUAGGUCUUGGGGGGGGCCGCCGUGUUCCUUUUGACUGGCCCUCUCGCAAAAGCGCAAAAGGCAACUUCAGCAACUUCAGCCAAACCGCCACCAACCUUGACUUCCGUUGCCGCCGACUAGACUGGACCACCUAUUGGAUCAACAACAACCACCCGACACCAGCCCCAGCCCACUCAGCUUCGCCCGCACCACCACAAUGACAACCCCCCCAACCCCGUCCACUCCCGCCCCCAACUUCGACGUGGACCUCGCAACCCUCAUAGACCUCGCCUUACACCUAUCCCAGGAACUGCAGAAGAGGGACACGACGAGUGGACUGCCGCUGAAGGAGUUUGACCAGAGAUGGUUUGAGACGGAGACGAAGAAUACGGUGAAGUUGCUGAGUCAUAAUGCCACCAAGCUCUCCCUGAUAGCCCCCGAAAAAUCGCGUGACACCCCCAAAGUCACGUCCGAAAUCCACAAAUGCCUGCUCCACCUCUCGGCUCUGAUCGACUCCGUCCCCGGGUCCCUCGGGUCCGUCCUCCAAGACGAGAUCCGCUCCACCGUCUCUUUACUCUUCACUGACGUCGCCUCCCUCGCUAACAACUUCCUAACGACGCCGCGGGAGUUGAAAACAGGGAGCAACAGCAUCGGAUAUGCGAGUUCGACGGGGUUGGUGUGGAAGACGUGUGAGGUUGUUGAGGGGAUGGCGUUUAGGAAUGGGGAGGCGGUUGCGAGGCGAGUCAGGGAUCGAUUGGGGCUUGUUGAGGAUGCGAUUGAGGAGGACGAGGGGGAUGAUGCCGACGGGGAUGCUGAGGAUGAAGGCGGCAGGCAGUUCACACCCUCGGAAAAGGAACUCGCCAACCAAUGUCUGGUCAUCAUGAAGGCCACAAAACUCCUGCUCAAGAAAGUCAUCGUGGCAGUGCAAAACGAGGAACAACCAUCCGCAUCCAAAACCCCACCAACAACAACGACAAGAACAGAAUCAGAAGCCCUCCUCACCGAACGCACCCUCAUCCAAGACACCCUCGCCCGCGUCUCCCUUGAAACCUCCCACCGCGUCGACGACCUCGCCCUCCUCAUCGAGCCGCCCCUCCACGCCAGCGAAGUCGCCGCGGCCGCCUCUGCGCUCGCACAGACCUGUGCGAGUGUCAUGGAGGCGGUAAAGACGCUUGUGGAGGAUGAGAAGACGUUAAGUUGGUUCGAGACGUGUGGCGCGCAGGUCGGGAGGGUGUUGGAGAGGAUCCUGGAGCGGGAUAGUGCGCGGUGAACGUAGAAGCGACCCCACCGCCUCGACCCAUAUAUCGCAUUACCAUCUAUUUUGUUUCUACAAGUUGCCCUCAUCGGC
Fimicolochytrium jonesii is the source of this 1499-nucleotide messenger RNA. Its product is annotated as Grap2 and cyclin-D-interacting-domain-containing protein. The transcript is spliced from 3 exons. The coding region runs from base 369 to 1421 and encodes 350 amino acids. Gene Ontology annotation, biological process: regulation of cell cycle. The record is from RefSeq and is a predicted model, not a curated record. Gene Ontology annotation, cellular component: nucleus. NCBI's taxonomy places the organism in Eukaryota, Fungi, Chytridiomycota, Chytridiomycetes, Spizellomycetales, Powellomycetaceae.